Dromiciops gliroides (monito del monte) is the source of this 2433-nucleotide messenger RNA. It is a transcript of the gene PNPLA2, whose product is annotated as patatin like phospholipase domain containing 2. NCBI's taxonomy places the organism in Eukaryota, Metazoa, Chordata, Mammalia, Microbiotheria, Microbiotheriidae. Gene Ontology annotation, cellular component: cytoplasm; membrane; lipid droplet. The transcript is spliced from 10 exons. Bases 214 to 1671 code for a protein of 485 amino acids. The record is from RefSeq and is a predicted model, not a curated record. Gene Ontology annotation, biological process: positive regulation of triglyceride catabolic process; lipid homeostasis; triglyceride catabolic process. Gene Ontology annotation, molecular function: triacylglycerol lipase activity.
CGGCACAGCUGUCUCCGCCUCCCCAGGUCCCGGACUUCGCCGCCGCCGAGACAAGACAAGGUCGCCCGCCCCGACGGAGCUGGCCAGGGGCUGAUCCGAGCCCGCGCCUGACUUCCCAAGCCGACCUUCGGCAGCCGGCGGCACCCGUGCGCCCGGCCCCGCCGCCCCCCGGUCCCGCCGCCCCCCGGCCCCCUCGGGCCGGGCGGCCCAGCGAUGUUUCCCAAGGAGACGGCGUGGAACAUCUCGUUCGCCGGCUGCGGCUUCCUGGGCGUCUACCACAUUGGCGUGGCCAGCUGCCUUCGCGAGCACGCCCCCUUCCUGGUGGCCAAUGCCCGCCGCAUCUACGGCGCGUCCGCCGGGGCGCUGACCGCCACCGCGCUGGUCACCGGCGCCUGCCUGGGCGAGGCUGGUGCCAACAUCAUCGAGGUGUCCAAGGAGGCAAGGAAGCGAUUUCUGGGCCCUCUGCACCCCUCUUUCAACCUGGUGAAGAUCAUUCGUGGCUGCCUGCUGAAGACCCUGCCAGCUGAUGCCCAUGAGCAUGCCAAUGGGCGCCUGGGCAUCUCCCUAACCCGUGUGUCAGAUGGUGAGAACGUGCUCCUGUCCCAUUUCAACUCUAAGGAGGAGCUUAUCCAGGCCAACGUCUGCAGUACCUUCAUCCCGGUGUAUUGUGGCCUCAUCCCACCGACCCUGCAGGGCGUGCGCUAUGUGGAUGGCGGCAUUUCGGACAACCUGCCCCUCUAUGAGCUAAAGAACACCAUCACCGUAUCCCCGUUCUCUGGGGAGAGUGACAUCUGUCCCCAGGACAGCUCCAGCAACAUCCAUGAGCUGCGGGUCACCAACACCAGCAUCCAGUUCAACCUUCGGAACCUGUACCGGCUCUCCAAGGCCCUCUUCCCCCCAGAGCCCCUGGUGCUGAGGGAGAUGUGCAAACAGGGUUACAGGGACGGUCUUCGCUUUCUGCGGCGGAAUGGUCUCCUGAACCAACCGAAUCCCCUGCUGGCACUGCCCCCUUCUGGGAAGGCCCCAGCCCCAGAGGAGGAAGAAGGCAAGCCAGGGGCGGCUCAGGUGGCAGAGGAGCGAGCCCAAGCCAGGCAGGACCAGCUGGCCCUGGGGAGUAGAGACCCCAUGGAAGAACAUAUUCUGGAACACCUACCAGCAAGGCUCAAUGAAGCCCUGCUGGAGGCCUGUGUGGAGCCCAAAGACUUCAUGAGCACCCUCUCCAACAUGCUCCCUGUCCGACUGGCCACAGCCAUGAUGGUGCCCUACACCCUGCCGCUGGAAAGCGCUGUGUCCUUUACCAUCAGGUUACUGGAGUGGCUCCCUGAUGUUCCAGAGGACAUUAGGUGGAUGAAGGAGCAGACAGGAAGCAUCUGUCAGUACCUGGUGAUGAGAGCCAAGAGGAAGCUGGGCAGCCACCUUUCUACAAGGUUCACUGACCCCCUGGAGCUGCGGCGGGCACAGUCUCUGCCCUCAGUACCCCAGUCUCUUUAUGGAGAUGCCUUGCCCCGAUGGAUGCGGAACAACUUGUCACUGGGGGAUGCUGUGGCCAAAUGGGAGGAGUACCAACGUCAACUUCUGCUGGGUCUCUUUUGUACCAAUGUGGCCUUUCCCCCAGAUGCCCUUCGGAUGAAGACGCCUCCCUCUGGGCCCCCUGCCCUCCCGCCCCACUGAGAGCCCCUGGGGCUCCCCCUGCACCCCUCCCCCCCACUGAGAGCCCCUGGGGCUCCCCCGGCACCCCUCCCCCCCACUGAGAGCCCCUGGGGCUCCCCUGGCACCCCUCCCCCCCACUGAGAGCCCCUGGGGCUCCCCCUGCACCCCUCCCCCACUUGCACUCAGUACCAAGGUUCCCCUUUGCUGAGGGCCUGGGUCUCUCCUAGGGAGGGAGAAGAAAUCUCCCUCAGGUAAUGCUUGUGUGUUCUGGGCCUAGGCCCCAGGCUCGGUGCUUCUAGAAGGGGAGGGGCCAGCAGGCCCCUAGGGGUAGUAGGUUUGGCUGAAAGCCUGUGGGGAUGGGCUGGGCCUAUCUGAGGAGGGGAGGACCCUCCCCACCAGUCCUGGCCCUUCCCCCCAGGGCUUCAGCUCUAGCUGGGGAGUCUUCCCUGCCCAAAGUGGGCUGAGUCCAGGUGAGGGCUGCUAGGAGCAGGAAUCACUGGGUGGGGGCCGUGCCUUAUUUUCCCUGCCUUCACCCCUAGGCCCCCGACAGCUUUGGGGAGCUUUAGACCCUCUGAGUGCCUGGUGUCUGGCCCUGCCUGUGGAGUGGUGGCCGGACCUGGGAAGGAAUGCUCAGACUGGUAUUGGGGGUUGGGGUGAAUAUAUGGCCACCCCCCCAGGAGCAGUAUUACCCCUGCUUGUGCCUCCUCGCAUUUUACUGAAGAAUGUACGCAGAACUAUUUAUUUUGGUGAAAAUAGAUGUCGUAAUAAAGGCUGGAGCUCAGA